Molecule: messenger RNA, 4347 nt
Organism: Pomacea canaliculata
Lineage: Eukaryota; Metazoa; Mollusca; Gastropoda; Architaenioglossa; Ampullariidae
Exons: 19
Coding region: 170-2446 (758 amino acids)
Biological process (GO): lysosome localization; melanocyte differentiation; organelle organization
Cellular component (GO): lysosomal membrane; BLOC-2 complex
Source: RefSeq, a predicted model, not a curated record
AGGAGUAACCAUUUGAGCACGGACCUUUUGCAUCUGAGGAAAAUCAUGUGACUGGUGUAAUGGUGUAAACAAAAUACGGACUUUCAAUUUUCUUAAUUCUUACUGCUUACGAAAUAUUGAUAUCGUCAGUUCAACAGCAAAUGGAAUUAACAUAGAGCGUGAAACCAUAAUGACAAAAUUAAAUGUGCGAGGCUUAAGUUCGUGCUUUCCUAUUUGUCGAAGCGAGUUGCUUGAUGAUUUGAUAAAUAAGCAGCCCACAGAAGAGUUGAACUUUGUAUGGAUAGUACCAGGCCAUGUCUUUUUAUCUCAAAACGGAGGAACCAAACUGCUGACAUUUGACUGCAAACCAGUUAGUCUUCAUCAGGAACUGUACUCACAAAACCUGGAUUUAGUGGAUCUAGUAUCUUCUGUAAAAUAUAUAUUUUCCUCCUUCGUGGUGAAUGGGCUGAUAUUCAUUGUUCAGCAGAAUGGUGAGGUCCAUAGUUAUCAGUUUAAUAAGGACUAUAGAUGGUCCUUUCUUUCACAAUUUAAACUGUGCACAGCAAAAGAUGCAGAGAUCAUCAGCAUCUGUCUUCACAAGGGACACAAUGCAUUCUAUUGGUGUGAACAUCGGUCAGACAAGAUGUACACCAUCUGUAGACUCUUCCUUCCAGACAAUGCAGAAAAGCUGCUGGAGGGAAAGGUAAAACAAGCAACAGAAGUAAUGAUGAACUGUCUUCCAAGUGAGGUUGUGCCUUUAGGAAAUGGAAUUCUUAUUGUACCUAGGUAUCAGGCAGACUGGGCAAGAGUGUGUGUAUUUUGUGCGCCAAGUGUCCUGGAAAUGGUUUCAGUGUCAGCAGUUGUUGGAAGUGUUGUAGGAGACUUCACAGACAUGAGAUGUCCUGUUGAUUUUUCUUCUGUUCUUCUUAAUGAUAUUUCUCUUUUAGCUCAGACUGGACCAUCUAUCAGAGAUCUAGGAGUGAAAAAGGAUCCAUUUUCUGAAACAGUUGUCAUUGUAAACAUUGAUGGAACAGUUCAAGAGUUACAGUUUACAGAAAGAUCCCAUGAGAAGUGUUUGGUGACCAAAGUGGUAAUGAUUUCCAUCCCAGACUUUAUUUUGGAAAAAAGUAAUCCCUGGAAUUUGUGGUGUAUCAAGAAGAAUAUACUAGUGAUUGUCUCUAGUCAUAAUAAAGUCACGCUGCACUCACUUCUAGACAUGGAUGCUGUCCAGGAGAUUGUCAUGGGUGAUAACGUCAUAAUUUCAAGCCUUGCCAUUGUGGAAGCAUCAGCAAUUAUGGCAGCUGUUGUCUCUAACUUGGGCAUUCAUGUCAUUCAGGGAAGUAAGUUAUGUCAGCAAAAGAAAUUAAAUGAUCUUCCCACUGACAGGCACUUUCAGACUGAUGCCUUGCAUGUUGCACUGCUCAGUCAGCAAAGAGAAGAGCAGCCAUGCAAAGCAGUAUUCGAUCAGCUUGAAGCUUUCCACAGGAAGUGGCUGAAUGUGCAGAUGCACCCUCCAAGGUCUACUCUGUCAGAGGCAGUUGAUGGUUACCUGGCAGAGUUUUGGAGACUGGAGGAACUUGCACACAGUCUUAGUAAAAGAGAGAUUAUACAGUCUUUCCCUUCACUGUCUGAAGAAGACAUUGUCAAAGAAGUGGUAUCUAGGUGUCACUGUAUGACACCAGAUGCUGCUGCUGCAGAACUUCUGUGGUUGUCAGCAAAGUAUCCAACCACACUUUUAAAGGUUUUGCUGAGAAAUCUAGAUGUAGAUAAAGAGACUCUAACACCUGAGGAUCAUGAGGUGUGGCAUGCCACCCUGGGACUUGAGGGAGGGGAGGCUCACAUGAUGGCCACAAGCUGCCCAAUGACCUUUGAAAUCAUCUGUCGUCUGCUGUACAUCCAACGACCUCAGUCACUUGUUACUUUUGUACGCAACACACAGCAAGUCAGUGAAGAAGCAGUAGGUGUUUCAGCAUUUGUGCGCAAGAAACAUACGCUUCAGUAUUAUGUCCGAGCCAUGGAGUGUUUGCCUAACCCUGAGCAAUCACAAAAUCCUCCAGUAGCAGCUGCAGCCAAAGCUCAGAUCAUUCUUCUUGGGGAGACAGAACACAGUCAUGAAAGAGCUCUAAGAUUCCUUCUGCAACACAGUCAGUGGUCACAGGCAGUUCAGCUGCUUCAGUCUCUUGGCCAUGAGAGAAUAGAGUUUACACCCCUCUACUUUCUCUUGUUGCAAGAAUUUGUGCAGAAACAAGUCCUCUCAGACUAUGCGAAGGAAGUAUUCUGCCUUUUGCCUUCAUGGAAAAGUUUCCUGUCAGUUGCUAAAGUGAUAGGAGAGGGCCCAGACUCCAGUAAGUACAGCUCCAUCACUGCCACAUCUCCAUCUGUUUUCUGCUGUGGUCCUCCGGACAUUCCUCUUUCAGCUCUUCGGCCACAUCUGAUGGGUCUGCUUCGUAAAGAGUCCAACCACUGAUGAAGGGGAUGCUAAAAUUUUUUUUUUAAAUGCUGUAUUAUAUAUUCCAUGACUAAUGCUGACCACACAAUAUACUAGUUCAGGUGAUAUGAAGAAGUCACAAGACCUUUUUCUAGAUCAACCAUUUUGCUACGGUGUAAGCCAAUUUUGCGCUUUCUGAAUUGUGAUAUUGUGGGAAAGGUGUGACAUGUCCCACCAUUUUGUGUGUAGCUUCAGCUUGUAAAGAGAAUGUAUCUUGUGGGAUGCAACAGUUAAUUUGUUACCUACAGCUAAAGUAAAAUGGCAGCAAUGACGCAUAAGAUAUGUUUGCAUGCAUAUUUUAGUUGAAACCUUUGAAAAUUCUGGUCAGAUGUACAUUUUCACAUAAUUAUUUGAAUCUUACCAUUGUUCUAGUCAUUUGAAAUAGACCAAAAGUGACAGAACUUUUGGAAUAAGGCUGUUUUACUCAAAGAUGGUUUUUUCCCAUAAAAACAGAGCAAAGCUGUGUAGUGACAAAAGUAAUGAAAUUAAAAUACUAAUCUUUGACAGUCUUAAUUGCAGCAGACUCGUGUUAUGUAAGCCACAAUCAUGUCAUGCAUUCCUGUUCAUUCUUCCCCUUAUCUAGCAGUUCAGAGUGCAUAUAGAAAAUUUCGUUGGUGUAUAAAUAUUUGAAACAUAAUGUUUAAGUGUAAAUAAUGAAAACAAAAUAUUAUCUAGAUUUAUACUUUGAGAUUUAAUAAAGAUUUUUCUAUUUACUAUCAUAAUACAUAUCAUCUUUAUUCUUUUGGAGAUUCCAUUUCUUUUCAAGGUUUUGGUUUAUUUCACUUUCUUUUUUUAAGAGAAGCAACAAACACAUUGAGUCAGUUUUAACUCAGCAGAGAAUCCAGGAAUCCAAGAAAAAGAACCAGACAAGGAAGCUCCAGAACAUAAAACUAGUGACUCUAUGAAGUAUAGUUGCCACUCUUGGACACCAGAAACCCCUAUUUGCAACAUUUGUCAAGUAGUGUAAGCUGGUCACGUGAUACUGUCGGUCCUUCACGGUACCUUAGAGGUAGGUCAACAUCACGGUGGCCAGUGACCUGAAGGAUAAUCUCUACCGUGUGGUGGGUGAUAUGGCUAACCUAUGUGGCUUGCACCACUUCACUGUUGCCAGGAUCUCCUAAUGGCCCCUCAAGAGUGAUGACCAUGCCUAGUGGAAAACUUUGUUUUGCAUUUCAUGUAGACUCAGAACAAUUUUCUUACAGUGGGAACAAAUUUAGCCUUUAAAAAGGAAAAAAUCUUGCACUUUUCCUACCCUAAUCAGACAUAAGCAUAGAAUUGCAUACUUUCAUUGAUCAUAAAAGAACACAAGGCAGUUCCCAGAAUAGCAAUUUAUUCUUCUAUAAAUUUUGGCAUCCACAAUUAAAAUGUGUAUGGAGAACUAAAUGACUCGUUAUACACAUUUAUUGUGUGUGUCAAUGUGACUGCAUAACAGGUAACCCAAAAUGAUCCACCAACACUGACAGCACACACCUACUCCCUUCUAGAAAAAAAUAACAAUGUUUUUUCAACCUCUUUCUUCCUGUAUAUCUCGCAUGAAAUCAUGUGAGAAUGCAGAGAAAUGUUUUCUAUAUUUUCUGCUUUUUCUACCAAAAAGUAGCUGUCAUCAAGGUUUUCUUUUUUUAUUCCUCUUCUUUGAAAAAAACAUAAUCAGUACAGGUAUUACUUGCCAAUGUACCCUCGUUGUAGUAGCUGAUCUUUCAAUAGAAUAAAAUGAGAAUACUCCUGGAACACACUGUAAUCUGCAGAAGCACAAUGCCAACAAAAUAAUGGUCCAUCAUGCAACAUAACAGACUGAUAAGAAGCCAGCUUAAAAAAAAAGGCAACAGAACAUCCAGCAAUUUUAGCAAAUCUUAAAUUUGUUAUUCCAAUAGUAUACAAAA